AUGGACGCGAAUUGGUUUGCCCUAAUUUUGGUGAUCCUGGCCUUUGGAGAAUGUCCUCGUCUGCAGAAACCUUGGAAUGGACGAGUCAUUGGUUCGUGUAAUGGCUUGGUAGGGGCACAAUGCGUGUUUGCGUGCCGAGAGCCCUAUGUCCUGGUGGGCAGCAGCGCCCGAGUUUGCAGGGAAGACGGGUCCUGGAGUGGAACUAACACUGCCUGUGAACUCAACGGUUGCGAUAACUGCUGCACAGAUUGCGGAGAUCGUGGGUGUCCGGGUCUGCCCGACCCGGAUAAUGGCUAUGCAGAGGGUCAAUGCAGCCAGGGAGUGGUGGGUCAAAGUUGCCUCUUUCGCUGCAACCAUGGCUACGCACUGGAGGGUCAGUCCCGACUCACCUGCUUGAGCGGAGGUGUGUGGAAUGCCCCUGCGCCAUGGUGCCGACGAAACAGCGUGUUCAUGUGCGAAAGUCUGACCAUUCGCCACGGAUAUGCCAGAUGUGCUCUGGAGGGUGGUCUGACUGUCUGUCGAGUGAGGUGCCACGACGGGUAUGUCCUGGUCGGGUCCACCGUCAUCACCUGCACCCCGACGGGAGUUUGGAGCGAACAGAUUCCAGACUGCAGGCGUACUGUGACUGAAGUUACUGCGCUAUGCCCAUCGCUUACCGCCCCACCUGGUGGUCGAUUACUAGGUAGUUGUAGGUCUGCUGGUAGUGGCGAUACGUGUCAGCUAGUUUGCCUGAGCGGAUACAGACCCACGGACACACGCGUCCUGGUUUGCCAACCGAACGGGCUUUGGUCAAAUGAUCUUCCUAGAUGUGUGGGUUCCGACUGUCCUUCCAUCGUGGUUCCCCAAGCCAUUACUUCCGGUACUUGCAAUCCAGGGAGGGCCGGACAGUCCUGCACUGUCACCUGCCAAUCCGGUAACACGCUGGCGGGAAGUUCCACUCUCGUCUGCCUCUCUACUGGAGAAUGGUCAGGAACGAUACCUACUUGCUCAGCAGUUCCCGUUCGCUCGUGUCCCCCAUUGCCGCCACCAGCGUCAGGCGGGACGUCCGGCACCUGUAGUCCCGGAUUGGUGGGACAAAGUUGCAGUUUCUUCUGCAGCACUGGUUACAGCCUGGUGGGAGACUCUACUCUCAUUUGCGGAUCUGAUGGACAAUGGUCGGGAUCAAUCCCUUACUGUGCAGGACAGGGCUGUCUUUCUCUGAGUCCCCCCGCCAAUGGAGAAUAUUCAGGCCAGUGUGUCCAGGCCUUAGCAGGACAGACCUGCACAUUUUCCUGCCACGCAGGCUAUACCCUCAGUGGAAUAGCCACUCUCUACUGCCAGCCUGAUGGACAGUGGUCCUCCCUACCUCCGGCAUGCAUACGUUCUACCUACUCGACCAACUGUCCCAGUCUUGUUGCUCCAAGCCGAGGAAUAUUGAUUGGUGUGUGUUCGCCCGGCAGAGUGGGCGAAACGUGUGCUUUCGCCUGCGACGAAGGGUACGAGCUGGUGGGACAGAGAACGCUCACAUGCCUCCCUGACGGACGAUGGUCAAGCUCACUACCCUACUGCCAAAGAGAACAAGGUGGCAACGGCGAGAACUGUCCCCCGUUGUAUCCUCCACCGAACGGUGAACUGGUGGAAUGCGACAACAGGCCCGGUGGUCGAUGUGUGGUCGUCUGCGAACACGGUUAUUUGCGAUCCGGAUCCAGAGUCCGGACCUGCCUGCAGAACGGGGUCUGGAGCGGGUUCGCCCCCACCUGCACUCGAAAAGUUGGGUACACUUAUAAGUACAAAGUCGUGCCCCUGUGGAGCCUGGUGUUCGGAUGAAACGACAUGCACUCUGCUGAAUUGCUGCAGUUGAUGUCACCAUGGGCCGUAUCUACAGUGAGCAGCUCAACCUCAGUUGAAGUAUGAAAAAUGAACGUGCGAAAGAUGUGCGCUGACCACAGCUCAACUUCAAGACAGACAUUCGAACGUUUAAGAAUGAAAGCAUAUUUUUUGUGUAUAUCAUGAAAUGAAGUUUUUAUUAAGGACCGAAAUUUAAAAGCUGUUAUUGAAGAAAACCUAU
Messenger RNA from Uloborus diversus, 2047 nucleotides. Its product is annotated as P-selectin-like. The record is from RefSeq and is a predicted model, not a curated record. The coding region runs from base 1 to 1806 and encodes 601 amino acids. The transcript has 12 exons. NCBI's taxonomy places the organism in Eukaryota, Metazoa, Arthropoda, Arachnida, Araneae, Uloboridae.